Ipomoea triloba (trilobed morning glory) is the source of this 563-nucleotide messenger RNA. RefSeq names its product transcription repressor OFP16. The transcript has a single exon. Gene Ontology annotation, biological process: negative regulation of DNA-templated transcription. NCBI's taxonomy places the organism in Eukaryota, Viridiplantae, Streptophyta, Magnoliopsida, Solanales, Convolvulaceae. The coding region runs from base 8 to 511 and encodes 167 amino acids. The record is from RefSeq and is a predicted model, not a curated record.
UGGUAGCAUGUCAAAUAUCUUUCUGAAAAACUUCUACCAUUGCUUCAAAUGCCUUCUGAGGACUACUACUCUCUCUAUAGAAGACGAUGACAAAGGAAUAGUGGAACCCAACAAACCUCUCUCUUAUUAUUCCCCCACCGUUUCUGCUUCCACCACCUCCGACGACGACUUAUUCUCCACCGUUUUAGCCUCCGAACGCUUCUUCUUUUCCUCCCCCGGCCGCUCAAACUCCAUCGUUGACUCAUCGGAAGCUCCUUCUCCCAACCCCACCACACCCCUAAUCUCCGGCGGGGUCGCUGUUCAAACUGAUUCCCCGGACCCGUUAGCCGACUUCCGGCGGUCAAUGCAAGAAAUGGUGGAAGCCCACGAGUCAACGGACUCGGAUUUCUUGCACAGCCUUCUACUUUGUUAUCUAAAUCUCAAUCCUAAACACACUCACAAGUACAUCGUGGGAGCUUUCUCCGACCUCAUUAUAUCUCUAGUUUCGUCGCCGUCGUCGAUCGGACUGUAGUUGAGCCGAUCGAGGAAAGCAGAAGAAGAAGAAGAAGAAGAACCCCGCCGCG